CUCGGGAGUCCAUCCCGUGACACCCGUUUAAAAUAUUCAUGAGCGAGGCGCGUUCCUUCUGACUUCCUAACUGACAGCCUCCAAAUUCUGAGUUGUAAUUUCUUCUGACGUUUCGUUUCUAAUUGAACAUGGAGAAGAUCAGAUUUUGCGACGUGCUCGCCAUAUUCGUGAGUGUGAUGAACUUGGCUCAGAAAGUAUCUUCAUUGCAGUGUUAUACGUGUGAUGCGUAUUUAGAUUUCGGGACACCUUGUACUGUAAAUGACCGAUAUUCGCCACAAGUCUUAAAUUGCUCCAACAAAUGCUACAGUGAGGUCACAAGGGUCGGUAGUUGCAUCAUCAACUUCAAAAGAGGCUGUACAUUGUCAAAUGACUGUGAGGAGGAGAGCGAAUGUGCAGAGUUUAUCCAAGUUGGUACCUGCAGAAGAUGCUGCACAGAAAAUAACUGCAAUAAUGAAGAUGCAAUGGCAGUUGUGCCGAUCACUGAAACAGAACCCGGCAGCACCGCAAUCACGAUUUCACUAGCUUCAGCCUGGUCAAUUUAUUCGUUUGGCUUACUAUCACAAUAUGUGUUCUAGUUGCAAUUGCUGGAAAAGUUUGCAUCACUGAUUGCUUAUUGGUUGAUUUUAGUGACGCCACCAGCGCCAUGUUGGGGAGCCCAAUAUGUCACGACGGCGUUAUCACAAAGCGUUUACAGCGCUUUUGAAAACUAAUUUUUAAAAAAGGGGGUUAGAGGAUGUGAACAAAUAUUCCAUAACAUUUAUUUGUUUAUAUUAAGUAUUGCAAGAAUGGUUAUUUUAACAAUAGUUCAAUCAAAUGCCAUAAAAAUCUUGACAGACUGGCAUGUCACUUGGGCUCUUGCAUACGGCGUCGGUGGAUUCACUUUUUCCUGUACGAAUGCCCAAUGAGCAAUCCAACCAUUAUGAUUGGUACCAGUGGUUUGUAUACCGCUUGUACCUCUAAUUUCAUUACACAUAUUUUAAUAUUAAAAUAUUGCCAUACCCUUUGAAACACGCCCUCUAUUAAUAUAUUCUGUUGAUUGAAUGCUAAUUGACUAUUGUUACAUUGGUUUCGUGGGAUAGUAACACUGGUACGCAAAUUUAGUGCUUUUAAUUCAGCGUCAUAUGGCAUAAUGUCUAGUAAAAAUACAAUUUGUUCUAAACCGCAGUGGAAGGGGAGAUAAAGUCAUAAAAAUCAACUUUAUUGAACAAAAUUAAUAAUAUAAAAUAGGAUAGUAGGAAUGUACGAUGUAUGGCAGCUGUUAUGACCUUUCUUGUAAAAAAGUUUCGGAUUAAUGUUGGAGCUAUCGUGUUUAUAUUUAGGGGGUGGAAAGUUUUUGUGUGUAGAGUGUUAUUGUGUACGUUUUAUUAUAAUGUGUAUGAAAUAUAUAUAUAUAUUAUACUCGCGCUACUUUGUUUAAUUUAAUGAAGAAGAACAUUUAUUUUUAUCUUCUGAAAUACUGAAUAAUUACAAAAUAAUGAUGUUAAAAUGUGUUAGAAUUUAGCUUGCGUUGCAAACUCAACAAAUUAACAGUAAAGUUACUUAAUAACUACAUUUUAUUGUUAAUUGUAAUCAUAAAUAUCGGAAUAAAUGUCAAGCAAUAUAUUGUAUUUGACAUUGUAGGUAAAAUUAGCUUGAAAUAAAACAUGUGAUUAAUUAUAAUUAUUAUAAUAAUUUUUUAUGGUUAUUACGAUUAUAAAAUAAUAAUGAUUAUUUUUCAAUCUUGACGUCAUCACUGCAACUCCCAAUGUCAUUUGCCUAUAACUAAUGAAUUUUUUUAAAGCAUUAAAUUUAACCUUCGUGUACUAUGUAGUAUAUUUUUAUCAUUAGACCACAGUGAGCUUACUGUUUUUUAAUAGUCUAAUUGAAAAAGCAUCAAUAACCUAGUCUAGGGCUAUGUAAUGUUACAUCGAUCAUAAAAUUGCUUUGUAAUACGCUUUGCGUGUAGAAAAUAAUUUGUCCGCAGUUAUAUUGUAUCCCAUUGCGUAUGAUUCCACUUUUUGGAGAUAAUGAUUUUAUAGAAAUAGUGUGCAAUACGUUAGGUUUGUAACAGAGCGUCAGAGUAAUUCGUAAUAUAUUAUGCCAAUAAACAUGAUUUCACUCUUUUUUGUAUUGACAUAAAUUAUCUCUAGAAGUAGAUGUAAUGUAUUUUUAUACCAUCUGUUUUUAAUUUCCAAAUCAGUAUUUUUAGUGUAGACUGAACACUAAAUAUAGCAUUUUAUUAAAGAUGUAUCAGAAAGUGAUAA
Messenger RNA from Anneissia japonica, 2243 nucleotides. RefSeq lists its product as uncharacterized. Lineage: Eukaryota; Metazoa; Echinodermata; Crinoidea; Comatulida; Comatulidae. The transcript is spliced from 3 exons. Bases 129 to 575 code for a protein of 148 amino acids. The record is from RefSeq and is a predicted model, not a curated record.